Molecule: messenger RNA, 1682 nt
Organism: Rhizopus microsporus ATCC 52813
Lineage: Eukaryota; Fungi; Mucoromycota; Mucoromycetes; Mucorales; Rhizopodaceae
Product: MFS general substrate transporter
Exons: 4
Coding region: 72-1496 (474 amino acids)
Biological process (GO): transmembrane transport
Molecular function (GO): transmembrane transporter activity
Source: RefSeq, a predicted model, not a curated record
AUAAAUUGUUCUGGAGAGCAAAAAGAACUUUUUCUUCUUUAUCUUUCCCCUCUUUCUCACUUUCAACACCGAUGCAGAACGAAUUAAGUGAGAAAACACCGAGGGCUUCCUAUGAUGAGCUGAACGGAAUGACAUUGACACCUGGAAAUCAGAUUGAAAAACUAUCAACGGUGGCUACCGAGAAAUAUGAUGUUGAGCAAGGCCAAUUGGAAACAGUGGAUCGAGUGAAGACGAAUGUCACUAUUGCCAGCAUCAUUGAACUACCUGACCCAAAUAACGCCUUUUAUGAUUCGAUCCCUGAUGGAGGCUAUGGAUGGGUUAUCGCUACAUGCGGAUUCCUCAUCAAUUUCAUCAUGUUUGGUACAUCAGCUAUUUGGGGUGUAUUCUCAAAUGCUUAUGCAACAACCAUUCUUCAAGGAAAAUCAACCACCAUGGAACUCAUGGGCGUUGGCUCACUCAUGGUCGUCACACUGAACUUGUUCGCUCCUGUCGGACCUCUACUAGCUCCAUUCGGUCCAAAGGUUACCCUUGGUUGUGGCACUGUCCUGAUGUCUCUUGGAAUUAUUUUAGCCGGAUUCAGCACAGAAGUAUGGCAUCUUUACCUGACCAUGGGCAUUGUCUUUGGUAUCGGCUCCUCACUUGUCUACAUGUCUGUCGUCGGCGUUAUUCCCCAAUGGUUUAGUAAGCGUCGAGGCACUGCCAUGGGUCUUAGUUCUGCCGGCUCCGGCUUUGGUGGUCUAGCCUUGAGUCCUAUGGUAACUUCACUUGUCCAAAGGUAUGGUCUGCCUUGGGCUCACCGUAUCAUUGGACUGAUGGCAUUUGGUAUCUGUGCGAUCGCAUCUUGUUUAAUCCGUACUCGUCUUCCACCCGGCGCGGAGAGAGAGCCGAUAAAGUCACCUAUCAGGUUAAGCAUGCUAAAGGAUGUCAACUUUGUCAUCAUGCUCUUUGGUCUUGUCAUUGCUCUCUUUGGUUAUCUCAUCCCUUUGUUCUAUAUACCCACAUACUCAAGAGCUCAUGGCAUCAGUGCAGAACAGUCCUCGACUAUUGUAGGCGUAACAUGUGCAAUGAACGCAAUCGGACGUCUUGUCCUUGGUUACUUUGCUGACCAUAUUGGCCGACUUAACAUGUUCAUCAUUGCUUCCACCAGCUCUGGUCUCUUUUGUAUGCUCCUGUGGCCCUUUGCCAAGACAUAUGAAACCAUGAUGGCCUUUGCUGUUCUCUUUGGCUUCACCUGUGGUAUCUAUUAUGCUCUGGCUGCUCCCAUCACUGCCUCUAUUGUAGGUACUGAUAAUAUCGCACCUGGUCUUGCCAUUCUCUUUGUGGCUAGUUCAAUUGCCGGUGUGGGCCCUCCUGUUGCUUCUGCCAUUCAAUUGGCUACACCCAAUGGUGGAUAUAUCGGUGUCCAAAUGUUUUCAGGCGGUGUUUAUAUUCUUGGCUCAUUGAUCUGUGUUGCUUUGAAAGUCAAGAUGACAGGCUCAUUACUGUCUGUCAUGUAACAUAUUCAUAUACAUUUAUUAUUUAUUCCCCUCUACUCUUUCUGUUUUAAUUGCAUGUAAAAUUAGACUUGUUCUCAUCUUUUAUAUAAACACUAGAGCAUCACUUACUGCUUUAUUUAUUUAAACACACAAGAUGUGCUUGCAUAUAUAAAUAUUCAUAUAAUAAAAAAGAAGUACUGUUCCGUA